UUUGUGUGGUGAUUAAUGAGAGUAAUUAAAUUGAGCGCACGCGCAUGCGAGCCGGAGCAAGCGCAGAAUGGCUGCAAGAUAUACGGCUCGUCGUGCACCUGCGGGUACGGGUGCAAGACAGAGUACAUCUACAGGACCCGAAAGGCGUGUCAAGAUGCACUGCGAGAGCGCAAUUCCAAUGUGUGCAACCGCAAGCCCUGCCUCCGAGGCAUUUGCAUCCAGAUCAUCGAGGACCCAGGCUUCAGCUGCAUGUGUGAGGGCACCGGCUUCUACGGGCAGCGGUGUGAGAAAGCUUGUCCUACGAUGCUGAUGCGCGGGCAGGUGUUUCCCCAUGUGUGCAUCGUGAUCUGAAAACCUUCUCCUUUAUUUUCAUAAGCUAGGCCAAACCAAAACAUCUCAUAAGAGAUGUAAACUGUACUUAUAAGACAAACAGAUACGGUGAAAUGCUCAAAUUGCCUCAUAAAACGAUGUUUGGUAAAGUUUUUAUAAUAAACAAACUAGACAAUACAAGUUUUGGCUCUGCAACAAUUUUUAUAGAGGCUGAUUUACAAGUAGUUAGGUAACUAAAUUUAACUUGAUUUUAUGUGAUUAAUUGAAUGUAAACACAAUUAAAAUGAUAAAAUUAAUCCCUUAAAAUCUAAUUAAAAUUUAAUUACCUAAGUACUUUAACUACUUAAUACACGUGUAAAUCAGCCUUAACUUUUUCAGUCGUAAUUUGUUAAGCUUAGAAUUAAGUUAUUUAUUUAUCGCUACAUACAUUUUAUCUUAACCAGUGUCUUGAAAAUCAUUUUUUGCCGACUACCCAUCAUUCAAAGUACAAUUAACGAGAGCUUUCGACCAAAUAAACCAAAGGAGAGCUUUUCCGUUAAGGAGUUAUACUUAGUUACUUACUUAAGGAAUGGCUUCGACACCGUGGAAAUUCUUUAACUUAAGUAAUUCAAAGUAAGUAAUUACUUAAGGUAGGUACUUAGAAUUCUACUUAGAUUAACAAAGUAGUACACUAUCUUUAAGCUAGCAAAGUAGUUAAUAACACAGGUGUUUGUAUUUACCUACUUUAUUAUGAUAUCCAUUGUUAUUGUGACACCCUGUAUAAACGCAUCCUCUGCAAUAAACUUAAGGCACAGUAUCAAGUUUGGGAAAUUUUUUAUACAUAAGUAAUUUUAAUAAUAAAGAAAUAAAAGA
Ostrinia furnacalis (Asian corn borer) is the source of this 1182-nucleotide messenger RNA. RefSeq lists its product as uncharacterized. NCBI's taxonomy places the organism in Eukaryota, Metazoa, Arthropoda, Insecta, Lepidoptera, Crambidae. The record is from RefSeq and is a predicted model, not a curated record. The transcript is spliced from 4 exons. Bases 16 to 351 code for a protein of 111 amino acids.